Symbiodinium natans is the source of this 915-nucleotide messenger RNA. NCBI's taxonomy places the organism in Eukaryota, Dinophyceae, Suessiales, Symbiodiniaceae. The record is from the annotation of a GenBank genome assembly.
AUGGCAUGGGUCAACAACAACAAGCGCAAUGCUCGCUUCAAUCCAAAUCGCCGAGACGACCGGCUGCUGGAUGCAGAGGUGACAGCGCGGCGGCAGCCGCGGCCGCAAAAACCUGCUGAAGAUGACGAAUCUGACAGUGAGGAGCUGAUCAACACUGAGCCAGAGUUCGUCCUUAGCAUGGAAAGCGACUCCCGCGUGGACUGGCUGCAAAUGGCCCUUAUGCAAGCGGCUGAAGGGAAGCUAAAGGCACCUGCACUUUACGAGGUCAUGAAGCACAAGGCUUUUGUGCCCAGCGAAGCCACUCACCGGAGCAAGCUGAAGGCCAUGUUGUCUGCCAACCUGCAUCUCUUUAGUGGAAAGCAGAAGAAGGCACUGGAAGAAGCAGCGAACAGCUGGGGUUCCGAUGGAAGCAAAAUUGGCAAAAGCAGCAAGGGACGACGCGCAAGCAGCGGAAGCAGCAGCAGCGGCAGCAGCAGCAGUAGCAGCUCAAGUCGAAAAGCAAGCAAGAAGGAGGUGAAGGAAGUGGCGAAAACAUCUGCAGAUACAGCAGAUCGGCGACGCAGUCGGAGCGCUCGCAAGAAGCGUUCCAGCAGUGAUAGCAAGCCCCGGAAGACCAGCAAAGAGGCUGGUAAAGAGAAAGACAAGGCAAAAGACAAGGACAAGGCCAAGGACAAGAAGGAGAGCAAGGACAAGAAGGAGGGCAAGGGAAAGAAGCCGAGCAAGGACAAGAAGGAAGACAACAGCAAGGACAAGAACAAGGAGAAGAAGGAAGACAAUAGCAAGGACAAGAACAAGGAGAAGAAGGAAGACAAUGGCAAGGACAAGAACAAGGAGAAGAAACGCCGAAGUUCCAGCACAUCAGCUUCAAAAAAGAAGCGUUCGCGAUCGCGGUCCAAGGGUCGGCGUAAGCGGUGA